GGUUGUGGCGAACGGUGGCUAGGCGAGGUGAGGAGACGAGCGGCGAGCAACGGCGACCAACUGCGUUGUAUCUCAGACCUCAGUACGUUUGGUGCUGUCGCGGAGUGAGGUUAGGUGAUAUCGUGAUUUUAUGUGACUCGCGCUACCGAUAUGGUCGCUCCUCGCAAAGCGUCGUGCGUCUCGCAUCGCGUCGGUUGUUUAAAUCUUGACGGCGUUCGAUUUUCAAACGCGAAUUUUCGUAAAUUUGCGGCGUGAAAUUGAUCGUGCAUCGUAGUGCGUGUCUUUGAAAUUUGGUUCGUCGUGUUACUCCGGCGAGACGCUUAAGUACAACGAUCGAUGCUCGCAUCUUUGUAUAAAUCAAUUGCACCGUGCUUUUGAAAAAUCACUUGUUUUUUUUUCGACAAGUUGUUGGUGAUUUCUAAAAAUUGGUGACGAAAUGCUCGAGGAAUUGGCUGUCACACUUUGAAAAAUUGAUUGUGCCAAUUGUGCGUGUCGGAUUGAUAUAGAGUAUGUUAUUGUAAAAAACAAGUGGAGAGAGAGGGGGGGAGAGAAAGAGAGAGAGAGAGAGAGAGUUUGUCAAACUUGAAAUUUGAGAGCCGAGGGAGUCUCUCUCUUCUAAAAAGGAUUGCAAGUUUUAUCCAUACAUUAUUCAUGUAAGUUGUAAUUCGAACAUAUACACAAGUUGAUCAACGUGAAGAUUUAAAUAUUGAAAAGGUAUCGAAACGAUUCAGGACUUGGUUUGGAAAAUCUUGAAAAUUUACAAGUUGAAAGUUGAUUUGAAAAGUUUGGCCAUCGAAAUAACUGAAAAUUCAAUAAUCUCAGAGUUUAAAGAACAAAUAAAUUUGAAUUUUAGUUGUGUAUAAACGUAUCAAGAUUUAAAAGUGAAAAUUUAACAUCAGUUGCUAACCGAAAAGAGACACGGAGAAAGAGAAAGAGGAUCUACAAUUUUGACGAGUGAGAAACUCGACAAUGCUCCAGAAUGCGGCGAAACUUGGACAUUAAAAAUUUCUAAGUAGCAACUUGCCUUCAGACUCAAAUAGUCAACUGUUGGACUAUUCGAAGAUCUCCAAGAUGUGGCGCAUUCCAAGGUUGUGAAAUGAUAAUCAGCAAACCGUUCCAAAAGUCAAGGAUCAAAAGUUUGAUGUAUGGAGAUUUUAACAUUUAGGAAUUAAAAAUUCAAUAUCGUGACAACAACCUUUAUUCGAAAAACUAUCUGUUCGGUAGAGCAUUUAAUCAAAAGUGGAGUAUCUCGAUGACAUUCGACAUCGAUAUGUUGUCAUAGAAGGAGUUGGCUCUCGCGAGCGAAAGUGAACGCAAGCGGAGAAAGAGAGAGAGAGAGAGAGAGAGACGACUACAGCACGAUUGAGAGUGAAACGCAAGAAUAGGUUUCUGCGAAAAGUAGGUGUCCAUUUGUGGAUGAGACAACGACGAAUCGACUGGUCCAUAUUCAGUAUCCUGCAGAUGGGUACUUUUCUCCGCUAACAUUCGCGGACAGGUGACACUUGGUUAUCUAAAUUUUCGAUGCAUAGAUUCAACUGUUGGUAGAUGACGUCGAUCUCUCGGAAAGACAGAUAGGGUGAUCGGGAUAGGACUGAUCGCCGAAGGAACGAUAAAACAUGUCGAGGCUGCUGAAAGGAGAGCCGACGGCCGGUUGUGUGAUUGGCUCGUGCGCAGAUAGAGGAUCGUAUUAGCUCAACUGACAGUGACGCAUGUCGUAAGCCACGUGAGAGUGACGGAGGAACGACACGCUGGACGUCACGCAGGAUCGGGAUUCAUUAAGAGAGAGAGAGUGAGAGAGUGAGGAGAAAAGAUAGACUAAUAGAGAAGAGAGAAAGAGAUAGAAUCAACUUUGAAAGAGAGAGAGAGGCAGAGAGAGAGAGAGAGAGAGGCAGAGAAGAAACGGGCGAGCCUCUUAUUGUCUACCGGAAGUCAUAUGCCCAUACACACGCGUAAAACGCGUAGAGCUUGCGAAGAAAUCGAAAUGGUGGAGUUGUGUGGUAGCGGGCAAGCUUCUUCGGCCAUGGGAGUAAUGGGCAUCGGUUCGAUGGUGACCGCGGCGACGUCGUCAUCCUCUUCGUCGACUACCACGACUACAGGCGCCUCAUCCUCAGGCACAUCGGGACGUGCCGGUAUUCUCGAAACGCAAGUGCGCGGUCAGUGGUAUCGCGUAUUCGUCUCUUUGGAAGACGAUUAUCUCAGCAUUUCUCUCGAUGAGAGUUGCGAGACUGCCGCCGCUGCCGCCGCCGCCGCCGCCGCCGCCGCCGCCGCUGCUGCCGCCGCCACCGCUGUCACCACCACCACCGGUAACAACGCCCUGAACAACGGCAACAUCAACAAUAACAAUGUGGACAGUUUAAACGAUCCAGAUGUGCCCGAUUCGGUAGCCAAUCAAAAGCGCAUUGUCCGUGUGGUGAAAAGUGACAACAAUGGCUUGGGAAUUUCGAUAAAGGGCGGCAAGGAGAACAAAAUGCCUAUUCUCAUCUCCAAGAUCUUUAAGGGCAUGGCGGCGGACGCUACCGAGCAACUGUACGUCGGCGACGCCAUUUUGGCGGUAAACGGCGAGGAUCUACGCGAAGCGACGCACGACGAGGCGGUGAAGGCGCUCAAGAGAGCUGGCAAGAUCGUCGAACUAGAAGGUAAGAAUGGCCAAAUAAUUUUGUGGAGCUUUUUGGAGUGGCACACUGUCAAGUACCUGCGGGAAGUGACGCCGUACUUCAGGAAAGCUUCGAUCAUCCAGGAAGUGGGCUGGGAACUUCAGCGCGGUUUCCUGAGCGCGACGCCGCCGCCGCCAAAGUCACCACCGCGGGCGGAUACUCGUUAUCUGCCAUUACAACUCUGCAGACUCACCAGGGCGCAUCCCUCUUCCGAUCCCGAAGGACGUAUCCUAGAAUUACAUUCGCCCGAUGGUGUUCACGAAUGUUGGUUGAGAGCUGCUGACAACACGGAAGCGAAUGUCUGGUUCAAUGCUUUGCACUCGGCGUUGGCAGCCCUUACCUUGAAAGCAUUACGACUGGCCUCAGCACUUCCGGAUCCGCAGCAGCUUCAGCACAUAGGCUGGUUAGCGAGAAGACACUGUCUUCAGAAUGGACGAGCAAGUAGUGAGAGCAGCGAAGACGGAGCCGGAAGUAGUGCAAGCACUUCGCGAGGAGCCGGGAGUGGAUUCGGUCUUGCCGCUGGAUGCACCGGCGGAUGGCGUAGUGUCUUUGGCGCAGUUUCAGGCCGGGAACUCAGAUUGUACGAGUGUGCGCCUUGGAGUCCAGAAGCUUGGGCUUCGCCGAGCAUUACCUGCCCUCUUAUCGCAACACGACUGGUCUCCUCUCCAACGCGACAGAAUGAAGCAGCGAGCAGCAGUAGCGGUUCGACUCAACACGGGGCGACGUUCGCGGUUCGGGUUGGCACGAUGGACGGGGUAAUCACGCAUCAUUUACGAGCUGAAACACGAAGAGAUCUGGCGGCCUGGGCACGGGCGAUCGUUCAGGGAUGCCACGCGGCUGCUCAUUCCUUGCGGGAGUACACCGUUCGUUGCACAUGGCAAGGUAAGGCCUGUCAAUUGGUUGUCAACCAUGAAGAAGGUUUCGCGCUGUACUCCGCAGGAACGCGGGGCACCGCCGGGAACGGCGUAAGUCCUGGAUCACCACCCACGCCACUCUGGAGAAGAUCCUUCGACAAAUUGAAAAUGUCCGCGGACGACGGCGCCCGUCUUCUGUGGCUCGAUUUUGGUGGCGAGGAUGGCGAAAUUGAGCUUGAUUUGGAGAGCUGUCCGAAACCAAUCGUGUUCGUCCUGCACAACUUUCUUUCGGCGAAGAUUCAUCGGCUCGGUCUGAGUGCAUAGGGGCACGAGGGGGCCCUUACAGAGGCCCCCGACUUGCCUCCUCACACUACCAGGUCUGUUACCAGCGUCUUUCUUCAUUGAACCGGGAAGAAUUACAAUGAGAGAAAAAGAAAAUUCAUUUUUUUCUUCGAGGAUUCGAAGUAACAAAUAAUAGUACUGAGACUUGAUGAGUUGUUACGAAAUAUCCUAAUGGAUAAGAAGCGUAAGGAAAGACUAUCUUUAUCAAAGGUUUCGCAUCGCAUGGAACAUCCUAUUCCAGUGCUAACGUUUUGGAAUAUGAGGGACGAGAGAUUCGAAGUGAAACAGAGUAAUAGUGUAACAGUUUAGAAAGAGUGAGAGUAGGAUAAUAAAUUCGCAUGCAGGCUAACGAUCCGAGAAUUCUGAAAAGUUAUUUGAAAUGAUACAAUUAAAAAUUGACAAAGUGGAUACGACGAAUAUUCAAUUUUGCAGAAAAUUGAUAAUUUCAAGUAUUGAAAAUAUAUUAGAUAUUUAAAAUUUCAGAUAUUAUAAGAUUUAUUAUAAAUCACUGAAAUCUAAAAUCUUUUAAACUCCAAGAUUUUCGAGAACAAUUUUAAAAUAUUCAAAAAUUCUAAAUUUUAGAACGCUCAAAAAUUAUCGAUUUGAUUAUUUCCGAUUUGAAAUUUUAUGUUAAUGUUUGCUUUAAUAUGUAAUAUAGCAAGCACUUUGAAGAGAGGAUAUACUCGUGUCAGAUAUUUAUAAUGUGGAAAUCAAAGGUCAAAAUACAAUAUACAACAAGACCUUAAAAGAUUUCAAAAACGGCCUAUCUUUUUUAACAAAGAUGCAAAGAUUCAAAUUGCACACAUCGUAGAAUUCUCGGACUCGGUCUAAGGAUUCCAAUAUCUCGUCAAAGAGGUAUAAACGAAGGUGGGGAAAAAAGACUGUACGUUUAUAAUUUUGACAGUCCAUGUUUGAAGAUCAUCGAGAAGCUCGAUUGCGAUAAAUCGACUCAAGACGGUCGUUAAAAACUGGGUAAGAGUCCCUUUUCUUCUUUUUAUUUUCAACGAUAAUCGAUACGAAGCCAUCCACGAGACGAUAUAUCGAAGAAAGUAACGAUACGUGACAAGGACGGAGAAGCGGAAAGGUGAAGAAAAACACUCAUCCCGCUGAUCAACGCGCCUAAGUAACUAAUUUAAUUAACUAUUUACCUAAACCUAAGUAAUACUAAUCGCAAAGAACUGAUUCGACAGAUUAUCGAUAAAUAUUUAUUAAUCCAGUGUCGGAUGUCAAAUUGCGAUAAUUGUAACGAGCAUGGAAAUCAGGUAAGCACGAUCGUUUAAAUGACGACUGACGAUCCAUUAAUACAUUCUUGCUUUUAAAUGUAAUUCAUAUAACUUGAGUUUUGAGAAAUAAUAGUUUGAAAUUAUAUCUUGAUAAAAAAUAUUGCUAUUUGCUACGCGCGAGAAACAAUAUUUCAUUAAAUUAAAUCUUGUUUUUUUAAAUAAAACAAUUGUUUUUCGAUUUAACUUUUGUCAGUGAAUUAAAUUACGUAUUUAAAUAAAAUUAAAUUUGUUUACUUGAUAUAAAAUUUUGUGUUCAAUAAUGUAUACAAAAUAAAUAUGUUUAUGGCAAGGGAUAACGUAUGGAUAAUAUCCUAAUUUUAUCGCGUUAUUUUAAUUCAAUUUUAAUUUAAUUAAGUUAAUUAAAACUCUUUAAUUAAAUUAUAAUAUUUAAAUUUUAAAUAUCAUUUUUAAUUUAAUAAUUUAUAUUAUAUAUAUAUACACAUAUAUAUAUAUAUAUAUAUAUAUAUAUAUAUAUAUAUAGUACAUAUUCAUCUUUUUCAUUAAUAUAUUAUUCAUAAACGCUGUAAUCAUCUACCAGCGAGGUAUUUUACAACUUAAUCAACUUUAGAUAUAUUGACAUUUUAUUUAGUUAAUAUUCAUAUAAAUUAUUUGUUAUUUAUAUGGAUAAAUUAAUUUUCAAUCGAUUUUAAUUAUUGGUAUACCUCAUCAUUUUUGUCCAUAUUAUUUCUCAACCAUUUCACAAAAUAAAACAUUUUACAUAGAAUUUAUAACAUAUAAUUAUUCUCUUCGUCGUUUAAACAUUGUGCCUGAUCCCACGCACGAUUGAGACGCUUCGACGAAGCGUGUAACAUAUUCGUUACGAAAGUAGGAGCUAAUUAUAAUAAAGCCUAUGUUUUCACCGUACAACUAGCGUUGUUAUACACGGUCAGCCAGUCCCGAAAUCCAAUUCUCAUUCAGAUAUCAUACAUUUGACGUAUAAACAUAGGUACCAAUCGUAUAAUUGUAUUUAAGAUUAUGUGGUAUUAUAUUACGGCAGAAUGUUGAACAUCACAUUUAUGAUAGAAUUUAUUAUAGGAUAUCGUAAUAUUGAAAAUUAAUAGUGUCUCUGUGACAUUUAACCUCACGUUUCUGUCAAUGUAAUACGAAAAUGGGACUUUAGUAUCGCGAGCGAUGAAAACAUAGUCAUUAUUAAUAAACAAUGAGCCGCUCAUUGGUUCGACCUUCCACUUCCCUCAAAGGCUUGCAAAAUAUACAUUCCUUUAAACUCACAUAAGUAAUAAGUAGUGAAACAAAAUAGGAAAGGGUAGUAAUAAUAAAUGAAUUUGUUAUUCCAAAUAAGUUUUGUCAAAAUGCAUUACAAAUGUGUGUGUACGUCGAGUGCACAACGUGGAGAUGAUGAAAGUGAGGCUGAUACUCAAUUACAGCAAAUAAUUAUGAUUAGCACAUUCAAUUUGUCUAAUUUUUAAAUGUAUUUUGUAAUCAAAAUUACAUGACGAUUGGGCUUUGUAAAAACGAGUUUCUCUCAAUCGGCCGGCUUUCAUGUAACGAAGGAGAAUAUUAUAUUUUACAUACUUCAAUUUUACACCAGGAUUAUCUGGUCAUCUUCGUCCUCUUUUUUACGAAAAAUUCACGUGCGUCGCACGGGAUACUAAAAUCCACAAAGUUUGAAACACCUGGAAAGGACUUAAAGAGUUUACUCCCUUGAUCUUCCGGCGAGAACUUUCUGCGAGAUAACGUGUUUCGUUUCGGUAAGACGAUAUUUAUGUCACUCCCCUCCCCCCCUGCCCACAGUCAAAGCGCCACGAGUGAGUUCACGGAAGUUGGAAUAUCCUGCGCGUUUCUCGGCCAAAAUACUUUCUCGGAAUUGUACUCGAGAAUGGUGAGGCGAUCGCCGUCGAUCUCAACCAGACAAAAUGGAAAUAUCCUCUUAGAGACCGUUCGGUGGUGAGGCGAGACGGCGAGGCGAGGCGAACCGAGAAUUGACAUUGACUUAUGUUUAGGAACUUCCACACGUCUUUACAUCAGUAAAUGGUAUUAAAAAACAUUCAAUGUUUUUAAAUUUUUGGGAACUCGACAGUGUCAUGAUUUUUAUCGUGAGUUUUACAUCUUUGUGAAAAAUUAAAAGUUUUAUUUUAGAAUAGAGCAAAAAGGCAAAAGUAAUUUUUAAAAAGUAUAACUUGCUAAAAAUAAAUUGACGAUGGCUUCUUUUAAAAAAAUGGUAAAGGUUACACGUUGUGCAAAAUCGAGAGAAUCGAGGGUGUCAAUGUUAAACUAGAAAAAUGACUUAUGCACCCCCCAAAAAAUUGUUCCACGAAAUUUUUUUUAAACAUUUUGAUUUCACAGCAUUUUUUGUGAUUUAACAAAAAAACAUUUUAAAUAUAAUUUGUACAUUCUUAAUAUAGUCAUCUAAGAACCAUUGUUGAACAAAAAUAGAAUAUGAAUCGCCAAAAUUAUCAUCGCGUUCUGAAAAAAUAUUAUGGCAUUUAAGCAAAACCUUAAAAGAAAAACGCGUGAAAUAGAAGGUCCCUUGAUAAUUCAAUGGGCGGCUAUUCUAGCUGUUUUGUACGAUUCGUAUUCUUUAACGCAAGUAAAUUUAAGGUAGUGAAAAGCGUCGAUGUGUACAGCCUGAUUUUUUUGUUUCUCACAAGCAAUAGCAUAUCUAAAUAAUUAUUCAUAUCAUUGCUCAGAAUGUAAAUGUUAAAAAGCCAUAUAAUAUGAAAAGAAAAAAUAAAGAGUUACGAGUUUCCAAGAAAGAAUCCAGGCUUUUUAUUUAAACAAAUAAAACUAGUCUAAAAAUUAUUAAAAGAUCUAAUAAUCAAAGGAUCUAGAAUCAUGAUUUUCUAGAAUCUGGGAACUCAUUUGUAAAGUUCACAUCAUCUGUUUAAAUUUAAAUAAAUCUAUUUUUAACUUUUUAAAUAAAUUUUUAAGUAAUUUGCGGAGAUUUCAUAUAUUGGACAGUAUAAAAAAUUUAAGAAAUCCAUCGAUUUAUAACACGCUCUAUAGAUGAAAUAUAAAUCCUAAAAUAUACAUAAAUUAAGGAUACUCAAGAAUUUAUAAAUUUAACUCCUCGAAGAUAUGCAAAUUCUUAUAAAAAUUGACAAACUCUCUAAAAUCGAAUCUCAGAAUAAAUCUAAUUUAAAUAUAGAGUCCUAAUUUCGAAACAUUCCAAUGGAAUCUCUCAUUGAUUAUAAUAUGUGGCAUUUGAGAAUCUCUUUAAUUUUAAAAAGUGUGAUGGUUUCGAGAAAAAGAUUUUUUAAAGAUCGUUAAAAUUUUAACACAUCAUGUGAAAAAAGAAUCAAAGAUUUACUAGCAAUCAAUAAUCUCUGGAAUCAUUAAAUUCGAAACGAGGAAAUCAGGCGUCUAACAAGUUAUCCUUGACAAGAUUAUGGAAGAAUGUAAGAAUGAAGAUUUUUUCACAGGCUUUUAUAGCAUAUCGAAAGUAUAUUGCACGUACAUUAUACUUUACCAGACUAAAGAUCAGCAUAAAUAACUACUUACUAUUGCUCUCAUUUAUUUCAUCAAAAUAAAUUAUUUGUAUCUCUAAACUAUAAAUUCUUUUGUAUGCAGAAACUUGCAAUGUUUCUAUUGUACGAGUAUAUCUUGGAAUACUUCACGACCAAAUUUCUCAAUUUGUCUCAAUAUUUUUUAUACAUUUAUUCCUUGCUAUUCUAUUCUAUUUAUAAUAAUAAUAAUAAUAAUAAUGAUAAUGGUAAUAAUAAUGUUAAUAAUGAUAAUAAUAAUAAUUAAUAAUAAUAAUGAGACAGCGACUUGUAACGGGUAAUCUCGCGAGGGCGAGUUAUCCGUUACGCGGUAAUGCCUUGUAGUUUUAGAAGCUGCAAGUCAACUUUUAAACAAUAAUGACGAUAAUAAUAAUAUUUUAACUACUAAUAGAUUUUUGUAUUAUAAAUUCUACUAUCAUGUUUGGUAUGUGUUAUAAAAGCCUGUGAUUUUCUUUUUCUGUAUAAAUACGAGUGUCUCCCAUCGAGAUUGUUGAAUGUUGUAUAGGGUGGACGUACAAUAAGAUUGAAGUUAAGUAGACAUAUCAACGAAGUCAUGUACUAUUGAUUGUGUGCAUUUAUCACCUCCCGAGCAUUUUUCUGCGCUUCUCCAGCCGAAUCGGAACAAUUUUUCAUCGCUUUGUAGUUUGCGUAAUUAUGUACUUUCGUGGAUACUUUAUCAAUGAUUUUAAUCUUAAUGUCAAGUAUGUGUUCGACAAAAUGGCUUUUAAAAUAGACAAUUAUUAAUAAUUUUGUCUUAUUUCUAAAUAGUAUUAAAUAAUUUAUUUAAAUAUAGAGACUGAUUAAUAUUUUUAUAUCUAAAACAGCAUGUCUAAAACUGCCUGUACUCUAAUGCAAUCUAAUCUUUAACGUCGGGGCAAAGUGAUGGCGAGGAUAUUAGUGGUGAAUUAUUGCGUCCGUUUUGGAUCGAUGGAGCGCAUCUCGCAUAAACGCGCGUAAGCGACUGUUAACAAGUUAUUAACAUGAUUAUUAUUAACAAACUAAGUUGAAUAUCAAGGAUUUUAUUAGUAAAUUUGUUUACGCGUGGAAUGCAUAUUUUUUAUAAUAAUUUAGAGUGAAUCGUUGAGUAAAUCGGAGGAUGUGACGGAAACUUUCCGCUUUAUUUUCCCUAAGUUUACAGCAGAUUUGUAUAUUGAUGAGUUACCAAAUAAACAAAAGCAGUUAGAACAAC
This is a messenger RNA of Solenopsis invicta (red fire ant), 9783 nucleotides long. It is a transcript of the gene Syn1, whose product is annotated as beta-1-syntrophin. Gene Ontology annotation, molecular function: protein binding; structural molecule activity. The coding region runs from base 1934 to 3832 and encodes 632 amino acids. NCBI's taxonomy places the organism in Eukaryota, Metazoa, Arthropoda, Insecta, Hymenoptera, Formicidae. Gene Ontology annotation, cellular component: dystrophin-associated glycoprotein complex; intracellular anatomical structure. The record is from RefSeq and is a predicted model, not a curated record. The transcript is spliced from 9 exons.